Messenger RNA from Prunus mume (Japanese apricot), 1188 nucleotides. NCBI's taxonomy places the organism in Eukaryota, Viridiplantae, Streptophyta, Magnoliopsida, Rosales, Rosaceae. The record is from RefSeq and is a predicted model, not a curated record.
AUGUCCAACGAUGCGAUAGUGUUCCCUCCAGAAGUGAAGGCAUUCAUCACCACAUUGUUAAAAAAUAAACAACACCAGAAGGAAAAGAAAACACAUGGAAUGGAAAAUAUUCGAGUUGGACUACGAGGAGAAGUCAUUGGCCAAGUGGUUGACAGUGAUGAUGAUGACGAUGAGGAUGAAUGUGAUGAUGACAUGGGACUUGAAGAGCGACACAAUUUCAAACAAGCAUUACGUGCCUCCAAACAGUCAACAUGGGAAAGAGAACACCUCCACAAACUUCCUAAUAGAGCACAAGUUUCCGGGACAAGUGGUGGUGCACAGAUGAGACGGGGAGCAAGUGUUAGAGAAUCACAACCAACACCACCAAUGGCCCCAAGUUUAUAUAAAUCAUCCAAAACACGCCAAAAGAGUGUUUGGAGUUAUUUCGCUGGAGGUAAUGUGAAGGAGGGAAUGAGGCAUCUAAUUAGCAAGUUCUUUAUCUAUGACAAUGUCCUUACUGAGAAGGCAUCAUCACAUCAUUUCAAAAAUAUGGUAUUGGGAUGUCAACGGGCCAGUGUUGGAGUACAACCUCCUACUCCCUAUGAGGUAAGAAACAAAUAUUUGGAAAUCGAGUAUAAAGACAUUAGCGAGUAUGUCAACAAGUUAAGGUCAAAGUGGAAAACUAAUGGUUGCACAAUCAUGUGUGACGGAUGGACUGGCCCGACCAGAUUGUCUAUCAUAAACUUUAUGCUAUACUCCAAGGGAAAGACAAUUUUUUUUAAGUAUGUUGAUGCUUCAGACCAUAUAAAGAACUACAAGUAUAUUUACAAACUAUUGAGGGAUGUGAUCAUGGAGGUGGGAGAGCAUAAUGUUGUCCAAGUCGUGACCGACAACGGUUUUGCAUUUGUCAAAGCCGGAAAAAAGUUAAUAAAGCAUCAUAAUGUAUUUUGGACAUCAUGUGCAGCACAUUGUAUUGAUCUAAUGUUUGAGGCAAUGGGGAAGAGAGAGAAUAUUGCUAAUGUCAUAAAAAGAGCUAGAACAAUCACAAAUUAUAUUUACAAUCACGGUUGGUUGUUGGCAAAGAUGCGUGAAUUUUGCAAAGGAGAAAUUAUUCGUCCAGCUACCACUCGAUUCGUCACCAACUAUAUUGCAUUAGACAGCCUACUUAAGAAAUCAGGGUUGAAGCAACUAUUCACUAGCGAAGAUUAG